UUAAUAAUCAAAUUAAAGCGAUAUUCAUUUUUUAGUGCCCUAGUUUAAGUCUAGAAACUCAGUAAUAACCAAACAAGUUAUUAGUGUUUUACUUUUUUUUGAUGAAUUAUUUUAUUGUUGUAUAAAGUAUUAUUUAAUUUAAAUUCUUCCUGAUUUUAAUACACCGGGUGUAUGAAUAAUAAACUGAGUUUGUCAUCGAGGUUGUUAUUUGUAUUUGAUUUUAUUAGUACAACUAAUUUAGUCUCAGAUUUAAAGCAAGCUGUCUUAUGGAUUUCUCCACUAUUGAAUAUUAUAUUAUUUUGUGUAUCUUAAUUGUUCCAGUCUAUUAUUUUUUUCAACUUUGGGCAUGGUUAGGCUGGGAAUUGUUCAAAAAUAAUUAAUCAUCUAAAAUAAAAUACAUCUGAACAUCAAUGCUUCAUUUUUUGCAUUUUGUGUGGUGGUCGAAACAUCCAAAAACUGGCAUACUUCUAAUUGACAAAAAUAAUGGCCAAAAGAUAUUGACUUGUUUGUUGUAAUUAAAAGAAAAUGUCUACAAUAUGCAGUUUGAGAGGUCAAAAUUCUUUAAAUGAAGACAAAGACAAUCAAAGUUUAUUUAAAAAAAGAAAUUCCAUGGAUUUCAUUUAUGAACGAUUGGAUGUCGUAGACAGAGAAAAAAAUAUUCCAAACAUAUUUAUUACACCAGAAUUCAAUAAUUUGGGUGAUGAUUUGUAUCCAUCGAGCAUAAUAAAAAGAGAAAAGAACAUUCCCAAUAUUUUCAAUUUUAAUUCACUUCAAGUAGAUUCUACAAAUACUCUCGACUAUACAGAUACAUUUUUUGAUUAUCCUAAUUUAUUUACUUCAAACAAAACAUAUUUUAAACCACGUGAUUGUAAAAGUAAUAUCUGGGAAAAAUAUUGUAAUUAUACAAGCGUAUUUAGUCUAUCAGAUUUUCAGCACACUGAUUGUGCACAAUAUUUAGAGAUAAAUAAUAGUGAUAAUUCAAAAACAGAACAACAGCAUUCAGAUGAUAAACUUUCACUCGAAUCCAAGGAGAUAUUUGUUGGAACAGAUAAUUUGGAAUUAAAUGAAUCAAAGAAAAUUGAUAAAUUUUCUAUUGUUGAAAAAGAAAAGAUAAGUUCUGCUCUAUGUUUUUGGUAUAUUUCUACAGGAAUAAAUGUCAGGGAUCAUAACAUAAAAACAUAUUUUCCUCAAAGAGAAAUUAGUAUUUCGUGUAUCAUGCAAGAUAUCAAACUAAUGCUGAUCAAUAUGGGCACAACAUAUUUUCUAGUCGAUGAAGAAACAUGUAUGUACAAACGGAAUGGAAACAUAAGCAUUAGUGGCUUAACUCCAGAAAUGUUUGAGUCUGCUACAGAUCCAAUUUUGGAGUGUUCUAACUUAUACAAAAUUAUCAGUAGCACAAUAAACAAAUGGAAGGAAAUGUGUGACAAUAGUAUAAUUAAGGCAUUCAUAUUUUCUACAACUAAUAUAUUGGAUGAUUAUGAACGAUCAAUUUAUGCUGUAUCAAACGAAUCUUUAUUGUCACUUGUUGAUCGUUUAUCUUUCAUAACUCCUCGCUUACAAUUAUUAGCAAAUAUAUGUUGUUUAAAAAUACGGGAUUGUAUUGUCAUUUCAGAGCAUAUACCUUGUGGUAUACAAUUGUUGAAUAAAAUCCAUGGUUAUUUAUUUCAAUGUCGAUUUUCAAAUGAUAUGUUUUUGAAGAUGUUAUUAUACAUUUUUGAAUCGUGUUGCUUAGCUUAUUUCAAAACUUUAUCGAAUUGGGCACUAAGAGGGGUAUUAAAUAAUGAGGAAACUGGCAUGUUCAUUCAAGUAAAACCAGAUAUUGAGGAUGAAGAUACUAGUAGCCGAAGACAUUGGGAUCGUUUUAUUAUAGAUGAGAGUAUAGAAGUUCCAAUAUUUUUAAAUAAAUACAAAAAAGAUAUUUUAAAUUGUGGAAAAACUAUUAAUUUUUUUAAAAAAUUUAACGAUUUAAAUGUGUUUUUACCAAAUUUAAUUUGCUGUUUUGAUGCUGUUGAUACUCAAAAGGCUUAUGAACAAUUUUUGACUUAUUUCAAAUAUGACCCUGGUUUGAAAACUAUAAAUUGUGUAAAAAGAAUGUCAAACUGUUAUUUAUAUGAAUCAAUUAUUGGACAUAAUUAUUCCGAAGACAAUACUGAUAGUCAUUAUAAUAAGAAUGAAAUUAUAACUAAUGUUACAAACAAUAGAAUAUAUUUAGACAAUGAAAAUUAUGAAUUGUUUCAAAUGCCAGAUUGGACUUCAGUUAAUAAUACUUAUGACUUUAAUAAGCCUUAUGGAUUUUUUUCGGAUCAUAAUGAUCCAUUAACAUAUAAUGGCAAUCUUUUUGAUGUUAUUAACAUGAUAGACUAUGUACCACAUUCAAUACUUAUACCGGCUCGUUUACAAAAGAGUGUUUGUGAUAAGCAAAUAUUGGAAAUGUAUUUUGUUCAAGAACAUUUAAUGGAACGACUAUAUUACUUAUCACAGUGCUUCUUUUUGAUGAAUUGGACUUUUUCAUCUAAUCUAUGUACAACAUUAUUUGAUGGUAUUGUGACAAACAGACGACAACCUUCAAACAUCUUCAAUCCAGUCAAGUUAAAAUCCAUUGUAGAUGAUGCUAUUCAAGAUAGUUUUCCAAAAUAUGAACUACAUAAUUUGACAUUGGAGAUGACUUUUAUUCCAAGUUUAAAUGGAAUUAUUGACAUUACAGACAUAGAAUGUAUAGAAUUAAAUUAUACACCUGAGUGGCCCAUGAAUAUGAUUCUGUCAAAUAAAAUAUUAUUGAAAUAUAGAAGAAUAUUCUUGUUUGCUAACAAAUUAGAAUUUGUUUCAUGGAGUUUAUUAAAAGCCAGAGAAAUAUUGAAUGUUUAUAAAAAUGAUACAGGAUUACAAUUUAGAAAGAUAAAUCUUUUUAAACAUUGGAUGACUCAAUUUGUUUCUUCUAUUCAGCAGUAUUAUAAGCAAGUGGUAAUUAGCACAUGUUGGUCAGAAUUAAAUGAAAACUUUGAAAAUGUAAAAAAUUAUGAUGAUUUAUUUGCAUGUCACAAACAAUAUAUGCACACAAUGUUAAAACGGUGUUUCAUGGUUGUUGGUCUCAAAGAUAAACUUAUUCUAUUGAACAAAAUAUACAUAGAAAUAUUAAUGUAUUAUCAAGCAUUAGUAAGUGGUCAAUUUUAUAUGAAAAAUUCUGAAAGGUUACAUUCAGAGUUUAUCAGUAUGGAACAGUCUUUUUCGCGGUUUUUAAAGCUAAGAGAAAUGUUUUACACAAGUAUAUUGAAAACUGUGCAAACCCAGGGAAGUCAUCAUAUAGUAGAGUUGGAAAGUUUAAUAACUAUACUUGGACCAUUAUAA
Molecule: messenger RNA, 3345 nt
Organism: Melanaphis sacchari
Lineage: Eukaryota; Metazoa; Arthropoda; Insecta; Hemiptera; Aphididae
Product: gamma-tubulin complex component 6-like
Exons: 19
Coding region: 526-3345 (939 amino acids)
Biological process (GO): spindle assembly; meiotic cell cycle; mitotic cell cycle
Cellular component (GO): centrosome; spindle pole; gamma-tubulin complex
Molecular function (GO): microtubule minus-end binding; gamma-tubulin binding
Source: RefSeq, a predicted model, not a curated record